Molecule: messenger RNA, 37798 nt
Organism: Spirometra erinaceieuropaei
Lineage: Eukaryota; Metazoa; Platyhelminthes; Cestoda; Diphyllobothriidea; Diphyllobothriidae
Source: the annotation of a GenBank genome assembly
AUGAUGGAUCUGCGACGCUCACGCUUCUGGACUGCAUGGCUAUGCCUACUGUGGCUGGUGGAUCUCCUACCUGCUAUGGCUUCAAGUCGGAGACACCAAUUAGUCGGCGGCCUACAAACCAGCGCUCGGCAAGCAUUUUGGAGGUCGAUUUCACCACAGAAUAGAGCGCAAAAACGCGGAUUUUCCCCCAGCUUCCUGAAUUCUGCCAAGACCUACGCAACAGACAAUGAACUGCGGCCUGACAUGUAAGCACUCUGGUGUUUAUUCAAGGUCAUCUAGAUACUUUUUGACCGCUACCUAGAUGGCUCCCAUUUAAAGAGGGAAUUCCCUUCAAAUCGGCGCCUCAGUUGCAUUAGAGUCUUCAGAGGCAUUUGGAUAUGUAGUGAAAGGCUUCUAUGCUCAGGUAUUCAUGCGACUUUUUGACCUUCCUGCGCUCUGAAAUCGAGGGUGGGUUGGGGAAAGACUGUAAAUCGCACGCUGUGUAUCGGCGGGAUUUUUUUUUUAAAUAAAGGGGUGUUUAUGAACGAAACGCCUUAGGUCAAGAAAGUGUCAUAUUUUGAAAAAAGGCAGGACUGCUCGACGCUAACAGAGAUGGCGACGGUUUUGCGAAUGCCACUUAACCAUUCAUUGCGUUUGCGUUCGUUCGCAGGCACGUGUGAACUGCUAGACACAGUUUCAUAGUGGCUCUUAAGGCUAUUUCUUUGACUGAUUGAGAAUCACGAGGCGGGUUACAUAGCUGUUUUAACUGACCAUGAUAUUGUACGAAGAUCCUCCCCUAGCUGCUCCUUCAUCCACUCCAAAGCGCUCCUUUUCAACCGGCGUCUUCUUGCUGUCAUGAAAAAGUCUAGUUUUCAGAGCAAAAGUUAACCGAGACAUUAUUUUACUUAUCUUUUAGGCGGCCGUUGGCCUAGUACGAAACAUAUACUGCCACGUUGAUUUUUCCCGUCUGCAAGAAAAGUAAACAGUAGGAUUUCAAAGACCCUGCCUAUAACUCUAAAAAACAAACUAAAAUAAACUGAAAACACACCUAAAAUAUACUUAUUUCUGACUGUCAGUGUGCCAUAAAAACAUCCAUAAUCCUGUCGCCGAAGUCCACUGAGGCAUAUCCACAAAUCUGUCGAAAUUAUCUACCGGGUUAUCUGUGAAUGUGGCUUGAGUAGAUGAAAGGAAAUAGUGUACCAAUAGACAGACGUGUCCGGACCAAGGAAGACUGAGACCACAGGUGUUUCAAUGUAUUCAUCCUCUCGGUAGCGGGGGGGGGCAGGGUGUGAUCGACUGGAGAGGGAGGUUAAUGGGCCCAAAAGAGCUGCCGCCUUAAUGUUGACUGUAUUUGCCAUUCAGUUCAGUCUGUCGUUUGGUCGAUCGUUUUUGGGUCGUGUAUUGGCAAUACUUACCAGCAAAAGACGGGGCCAGUUUGUUCUUAGACACGAACCAGAUCCAUGUACGGGUAUCCUAACGAAAUAACUUUACUGAAUUGAGGGGGGCGUCAGUGAUACAAAGAGUUUUGCUCUGAUGGGCUAAACACCUGUAAAUUUACAUAGAACUUUGGUGGACAUUUCUACGCACACUGCCACCCCGUGGUUAACUUGUUCUUUCUGAUUUUGCUGGCGUAAGUAAACUGGGAAUAUAAACCGCAUUCGCUGGAGGGUGCGCACAUUUGUGUUCUACACUGGUGACCCCAACGUAAUACGCACACAACUCCCAAGUAUCCCUCACGUUCCUUUAGUACCCACCAGGAUGCUGCCUCGGCCAGACUAACAUCAUCAUCAGCCUUUCCUUUUUUAACUCAGUAUACCUUCAAGAUACAAGUUAGGCUUGAGAAAUGUGGUUGUGUUAGAGUACACACUCGAGGAGGUCUGACGGUGCUCUGACUUCACUCGUUUGCGUUAGGACCAGUCGCUUCUAAAGGGGUUUAAAUUGCUCGUAGGCAUGCGAACACGGAUGUUGCAAAUGGCCCCUUACUGGAAAUAUUAAAGGCGAUGCUCCGUCUAAGGUCAAACUAAUUGGCAUUAAAGUCAGUAGGCGAGCAGUGUUGUACUAACUGAUCUGUCAGCCAACAAGUCGGACAGACGGAAUCGCAGAGAGCAGCGGGUUUCCCAUUCACUUCCAAAAGAGUGAAAAUGCGGCUCUCAGGUGGCCUGAAGGAAGGGGGCGGAGGAGGGGGGAGGGUGUGACGUUUGAUGCCCAGACUAGCCAAUGCAACUAUUGAUCUUCAGUCAUGAUGUCCGCGACUCUCUGGGCCACCGUGUACCACCUCGAACGGCGAGAACGGGAUGGCGCUUUUACUACAGUCGAACAGGAGCGCGUGACUCAUUCACAGCCGACAUCAGCGAUCUACCCGACAGGCAGGUGGAACGGCACGCGAUCUGUAGGCUUCACAACGCAAACUGUGCACGGAAUCUUUUAAAGAUGGGCGGCUGAAUUCGCUAGGUGCGGCGUUGGACGCUUACUAGAAGCACAUUGCCCGAACAUUAAUCCAAAUGCAGGGGGUACAGAAGCCCCUAUCUCACAUUCCGCUGGGCUACGACAGCAAAGUGAAUUGAUGGUGGGAAAACAAAGAUACGACAGGUACAAAUGAGGAGACACGACCAUCGUUACAAGAGUUUUAUCAGCCUGACGUUUCGGAUUCUCACUCGAAUCCCUCAUCGGGGACAAAAUCGGACAAGGGUAGUGAUUAGCAGAGGUGCUGCAGUAUUUAUAGGAUGUAGUGAGUGAGAAUCGGAAACGCCAGGCUAAUAAAGCUCCUGUCCCAGCGAUCGUGUCUUCUUCUUCGCAACUCCUUCCUAGAACCCGCCAUCUAGCUAUUAUCGGUGAUACAACAGGUACAUAGUUCGAUCGCAAGACGAAACAGAUAUGGGUUGUGAAACUUUCAACAAAGGUCAUGUACAGAAGACCAUAAUGUAACCGCGUAAACUGUCCAUUUCACAGAGGAUAUCCCUUUCAGCACUCGUCAACCAGCCUUCUACGGCCUUCAGAUCCGGAUGGUAAAGUCAGUGGCAAGCUAGUUCAGAUGUCAAGACCUGUAUGCUUGAAAUGGAAGACACUCUGUCAGAUCCAACCCAGCUAUUCCACAGCAAACGUGUCAGUCCGGUCUCGUAGCCUACCGGUUUGCGGCGUCUUGCUUGACUUGGAGGGAGAGGAGGGAGCUUGAGAAUAGGAGAGGCAUCACUGACUGUGGACGUACUGUUCGGCAAGUGAACGUCUUCUGUCAGUCUCUAAAAGCCAACGCCUUUACCCAUGGUUCCAUCUGCUCCCCCAGAAUAUAAAUAAAGUCCUUAAACACCUUCAGUAUUAAUUCAUUUCUUGUACGUUUGCUUAGCACCGACCACAGGGCAGUCGGUACACUCUAGGCAACUUGAAUGGGUGAACACAUCCCUCUGCGCGGAGAAUGCGUGGGUACAGGUUUAAUGCAGUCAAGCGUGUUAAAAUAUGUCCCCCCCCCCCAACCCAACCAAAUAUUCGACAGUACUCACAGAUCACUGGAACUCCUUAGACUUUUACUGUCUCACCGAAUGGACGAGUUGCAGUGCCCCUCAGGUAGUGUGCCUCCAUUUUCCUCCUGUAAGAAUCAAGGCAUCUAAAACCACCUGGAAUCAAACGAAAGCACCACCGAAGGUGUCAGGGAGAAACCGCCAUCGGCAGUUAGUAAACUGUUUAUUAAGUUCGGCUUUUCCCCAAAAAAGUUUACUUAACAAGAAGGCGAAUGUGUGUGUGUGUGUGUGUGUGUGUGUGUGUGUGUGUGUGUGUGUGUGUGUGUGUGUGCAAUACUGAUGAGCUCUCACUAAAGUCUCGAUGUAAUUCCGUAAAAAUUUGCCCCCUGACUCAACAGUGGGGAUUACAGAAACCAGCCAUUAAAUGUUUCUCAAGGUAGCUGCCUCCCUCCUCAGUGUGCACUUUUCUUCGGCCGGAGAUGUUAAAUAAUCGGUUAGGCUGAAGUGAAACCACCCCUAAAAUCAACUCUCAUGAACGCAGCCACCCCCAACACUUCUUCGAUCUCAUUGUUGAAUGUCAUUCACAGUGUCUGUGGGAACGGUACCAGCAAGACCAAGCUCACAUAAUAUCAUCUCGUAUGAGAACAUACACUUCUAAGGUGUACCUUUACUAUCAAGCGGAGUCAUUUAAGUAUUUCAUCUCGCCCAUAUGUCCAUAUGUUGUUAUGAUUAGCCUUUGUGCCAUAUAGCCAGAUGUAAAACUCUACUACGUUGCCGCAUAAAGCUAUUACCUUUUCAGUUUCUACAGUUUUAUGUCGCGCGUUGCCACCAAGCAAAUAAGUUAGGUAAACAUGGGUAAAGUGAGUUUACUUUGAGAUGCAUCAUUUGCGGGCUAGACAGUCAAAAGUCAGCUGAAACAUUGUGGUUCAAGAAACUGAAUGUGAUGAGUUUACCUGAAAAAAUCACCUCAGAAGUCCAUAACCAAAUGCAAAACCCUACCCGUCGAAAGCAAGUUGCAAGCAUUUAGGCAUGGAUUUCAGGUAGAGGGAUACUGCCAAGUAAUCGUCUUUGAUAGGAUUAAUAAUCCCACCUAAAAGUCAGUUUAACAGCUGUUGCCCUUGCAAUACUUCGCCUACGUAACUUCUUUACCAGUCCGUGUGCCAAAGUCUGUGCUUUCGCAAUCGACGACAAGUUGUCGCCAUGCCGGGGGCUGAGUCACGCACUGCAAAGUCCUUCCACUAGCAGGGGGGGGGGGUGGGUGUUAGGCGGACCAAAGACGUCAUGGGUAAGCAGACGGGCUCGUGACCGCAGGAGUGAGCAUCUGCACUACCACCGGCCUCCUGACUCUUCUUGCCAAAUCCGCGAGUUGUUUCGGAGUUGCUAAUGUCUGUUUUUCUUUUAAUUGUCGCACGCAUCGCCGUAUUGUGGUGUGCGGAUUCACUCAGGUCCCGCGCUCACCACGCUAUCCCAACUGCAGGACGGAAAUGACUAUUCGCGUCUUCUUCUAGGGCUCCAUGGCCAGGAUCCACCUCACCUGCCCUUUGGUGAUGAACAGCCGAUCACCGAUAAGCGUUACCAACAAGAAUUAGGAGUGCCGGAAUGGUCUUAAAUGUUCUGUCAGUCGUCAUCACUCGGGGACAUCCCAGGUGCCUUAAGUCAAUGUUCACUUUGAGUGGCGGGAAUUCGAAGGAAUUUGUGAUUGUAAUUCCGAAAAAGCGCGAAAAAUAGGAGUCUUUUUUUUAAAAAAAGAAGAAAUUUCUUCUUUUUUGAAGAGUACCUGUCAACUGCCGGUACUUGUGUCGGCUGACCACUAAAAGCUGCCGUCUUUGAAGGCGGGGAAUUUACAGACGGGUCAGCCAAAAACCCCCCUGCGUAAGCAAUUUCUCUGGUAGAACUUGUCAUGCGCCCAGGUUGCGGAUUCGAAUUAACUCAGUCUUGCAAGCACAAAAAAACAAAACUGCGCUGAGAUGAAGCCCAGAAAGUCAAAAACUGCGUACCUGACUUCAGCGGGUGGCUGAUCCGCUGAGGUUUGUGCACGUGUCAGUUACUGACCGAAAUGACGACUUUGGACGCGCUGUCAAGUUGCCAAACCUACUCAACUUUCUAGAUUGACACAUCUUGCGAGUGGCUGUUUAAAAGGAAAAGGUCUGCCUAGAAGCCUAAAAGCGAAAGACAACCUGGCUGUUGUGGUUUCAGCGCUGUGUUACUGUUACAUCGGUCAUAAGAUUGGAAAAGAGAAAGCAAACAGUCCGUAGUACCGGCAGUGACUGCCUGUGUCGGGCGGUGUCUUGUUUCAAGUCGGUGAUGGUUUCAUCUUGCACAGGGAGCUCUACGUGAUCGAUGACCUAUGCCUCAUGGUUGAAGAGUCGUUGAGGAUCGUCGUCUGAGAGUCCGGAUCCGACAACGGAGGACUAAUUCAAUUUGCGAAAACACUAGAUAAGAAAUAACUUUGUCUCCUAGAUUUCCUAUUACCCAAGCAGAAGUGCUUUAAAAAGUAGUUCUGACCUGGCAACUGGGGCAGACGAUGGAGAUUGUAGACGUUGACAUCACAAGGUACCCUGGGCGUUUUCUUUCAUUGCCAGUGUGUUCUGUAAGGAUAAACGUUUUUGAAAGUGUACUCUUGCAGUCUGUCAUCUCAGUAAGGCAUACGUGGAAUGGGUGAAGAAGUUACGACAUGUAAAAGUGGACUCCAGUUGAGUUUUUUCAAAGAAAGCGCUUCAGAUGACUCUGGACAUGCGUAAAAAGGUUGCGCCUGUACAGUUCAGUUUGGACCACCUCAGAGAGAUGGAGAGGAUAUCGAUGUAUCAUCAGUUUCACCUCUGUUCAUGCCUUCUUAGGUGAGUCAUAGUCCUGAUGAGCACCUCCGACGCAACACACACAGAGACGUAUGACGUGUAGAGAAACUCUUAAGUCACCGGUGGUACUACUGAGCUGAGCGUUUCUGAUCUGUUCACCGUCGUCAGUCAGCUAUGCCGUACCACCGGGUCGAGGGGUGGAGGGACUAGAAUACAGAAGUAUGACUGCAAUCGCUGAACCUUCCGUUCCAAAAGUGACCCACGGGCGAGCAUCUCGUACGCCUUCAAAUAGUAGUAGUAGUAGUUGUAGCGGUAUUAGUAGUACUGGAGUCGUUGUCAGACGGACAGACGAGAAAGGAAAAUUUACAGUUGCAACAAUAUGCUUAAAUCUAACAGGCUCAAAAGAGGCCUAUAAUUGGCGGUUAAUAGACUCUCGAUGAAGUUGUCUUCAGCGCUGUUCUCGCUCUCUACAACAAGCGCACUUCGGCUCAUGUCCUUAUAAAACUUUAUUCACUCAUGACACAGUGAUGGACGGGGUCAUCUAGGUUAGAGGAUCGGGAAACCAUAUCAAAAUCAGUUUAUGAAUGGGAAAGCCAGACGUUUGUGCACAACAUGACUUCGAUGUGUACAAUAUUACGCACUGUCCACUUCAUCCUGGAUGACCGAUAACCUCGAAAUUUGCUUUGGAUAGAGGAAAUCCAUUAAGUAAUUGGGCCUGGUAGUCAGCUGGGGGAUUCUAGGAAAUUCUAGGAGUAAACCCAUGGCUCCCAGUGAGGCCUCGAAGGUCAGAUGGCUGAAGCGUUGGCUGUAUUGUAGCCUCCUCCUUGUUGUCAUUAAUUCAAACCCACUCGAGGUCGGCGAGUUUCUCAUGACUGAGUCAGAUUAAUUAUUCCCAUCUGUCAUUAGACCUACAUAUAUUAUGAAUUCGCUAUAAUUGAGCCAGUCCUUUGAAAUCACGCAUCUGAAGUCUCUACCAUAAGCCCUCUCGGUCUUUCAUACUAUUAAGUGACAGUAGUUCGAUGUUUUUCCUGGGUAGUUUUACGAACACUUAACUGGAUAUUCAGUUUUUCUUUACUGCUUCCGUGCCCAUCAUAAGAGGGAAGUUGUCUCAUACGAACUUUCCUCAAUGCAAGCAUGAAAGUAAUCGAUCGACUGGAACGACAGAAAUUGCUGUCUCUACAGAUCGAGGAAAUGUCCUCCUUCACUAACUAUUCGGACAGACUGCAUUAGUGAGCGUCGGUAUGACAACUCCGUUGCCUGCGAAAAAGGCCGCAGCUUUUGCCGAAUUGUGGUUACGAUCCAUUUACUAAGGCCUCAAUCAAUGUGGUCCAGUAUUUUUCUUAGACCAUCAGUUUUUCUUACGUGGCCGCAGUCAGGAAAAUCACGGCAUAAACGGUCUUUUGACCAUCUAAGGGCCAUGGUCAGUUCCCCCCGGAGGUACUGUCCGAGCUCCAACGGUAUUCAGAGGAUUAUUUCCUGUCAAAUAAUGAUAUGAUCAAGGCGUGGCAGGCGUUUUCACAAACAGGAUGACUUUAUCAACGCGCUAGUAUACCUUCGUCAAGCCAUCCCAUCGUGUUCGCAGUCAAACGGGAGUAGGGCCCACUAGUUCGUCCUGCUUCCAGAACGGAAAUGAGCAUUUGCGUCUCUGUCUCGGGGUUCAGUAUAUUGCAGUCAUCACAGACGAUUCCACAACAACGAGUAGGGCCUAGCCCAAACGUGCCGUUAGUCGGACGCGGCCGUCCGAGAUUGGAACCGAAGUCGGUGAGCAUUUUCAAACUAAAUGUUCCAUCACUCUUGCUAUUGGCCAACAUUCUGCCAGUUGUGAUUGGUAAUAUUUAAUGUCACUCGCGAGUGACGUUAACCAUCCUAUCCUUAUUGUGGAAUAAAAACUGAAAUUUCCGUUUUUGCGGUAGGUCAGUGCAUCCAGGGCCCUCGCAUAGAGACGUGCAAUCAAGGGUUUAAUAGAUAAUGAGAAAGGACGACUGGAAGGAUCAUGUCUGACUUGCUUUCCGUCGUGGACAGUUUUCGAUUAUAACCACCACCGUUGCGUCUGGAAAGGUUGCGAGCUAAUCGGGAUUUAUCCUUAUCGGCCUUAUUCGAAAGUGUCUGCAAGAAGGAACUAGUUAGAUGUUUUUACCCCUAAAACGGGCCAUGCGGCAGAUGCGCUGGUCCAAAACCGAAGCUAGAUCGAAGUCCGUCAGACUUUAUCGGGAAUGCGCACUCAUAAAAAAUGCCAACACUGGGGGUGUGAUGGAGGCCUAGUUACAGGGGCACACCAUGCCAGUUUGCAUCCUUGUCGUCCCCUAUGUUUCUUGUGGUAUAAAAUCCUGGUCGAUGUAGGUUGUGCACCGGGGAGUGUGGUGGUACGCCUAAGCUUGGGUUGCCGUCGGGACGGCCACCCGCGUCCUCUCUCAACUCCGGUCUUCUUGACUCUGUUUUGACGCCGGGCCCAGGUGGAAGAGGAGGAGAGAGCGCAGUAAAUGCUUUGCAAAUCUACUAUCAUUAUAAAUUAAUUCACGCGCAAGUCACCGCCUCUGCUCUAACCUUGCCGCGGAGCACACGUGGACAUCGUCAGAACCGAUGAUCGAACUGUAAGUGCCAGGGUUAGUGUUAGGGUCAUAAGGGUUGGGGUAAUGUUAAAGAUAAGGUUAAGGUCAGGACACGGGAAUAGGUGCCCCUCUUGGGAUUUAACCCAAGGUCAGCUGUAUUACCAGGGUCCCUACUCUCGUGUUCAGCGGAAACUAGUCCUUCCGUAGUCAUGAAAUUAGCUGAAGGUUUUCAAAGGCAUACUGUCUGCCGAUUUUCCGUUUGCUUGGCUGAAGGCAGAAUUACCUGUGCCAGAGUCUUCCUAAUCACGCGAACUUGGUCGCUGCGUGGCCAGUGAAUCAAGAGUACCCUGAUAGGCUUUAUCGUAUUUUGUUAUGCGUUCGAAUGUGUUCGAAGUUUUUACACGGUAAGUUUUCAAAUGAAAGUACGACGAUUCCGUCCGUAGACGUUGACAGUAUUUGUCGCAUAACCAGAGCAACAUCAUCGUUUGCUGUUUUGUUUAAUUUCGCCAGAAAUUAAUGCGCGAUCUUAGACGUGCGCUUACGUAGACUAAAAUACGUUACAUAUCGUCCUUACUGGCGUGAAAUGCCUAUUUUUCCAAAUGGUAAUCUGUUUGAUUAUGGGUGACUGUUAAGUUUUACUUACCGAAUUUUGAAAGACGCAUGUGACCAAUUACACUGCUUAGCUUUUUGGUAGCACUCUUGUGAAAACAUCAUUUUUAAAAAAGCAACGACUGAAACACCCAAUACUGCGUCAAUGUCACGCAAUAAAAUAAAAUAAGAAUGUAGGGGGACACAAGUUUUUGUCUUCCUUUCCAUUGACUCCUGUUUAACUUUUUUCGAAGGAAGCCGUGAGUCGUUUUCUUCUUGCGUUCUCUAUGAUGAAUUUCCACUUUACACCACGUGCGGUUUCACGAAUCCUGAAUCAUAUUUAUCAGGAAGGUUUCAGCGAUAGUGUUUGCAUCAAGCACCAUUAACGGACGUCACAUGUCCUCUGGCGCAAAUAAUCCUCACUUGGUUUGAGAACAAUUUCCCAGCAGAAAAGUACUCGUACACGCUUCCACAGUCCACGUUUAAAAAAUCGAGAGCUCCAUUAACUCAGCGGGAUCGGAAGGUUUUCUGAAAUCGUAGGACAUUGAACAGGUAUUACAUGCAACAUAAGACGGGAAUUUCGAAGUAUGCAGGACGGUAUCAUGACUUUGAGACAGAAGCCAGUGUCUCUGUCGGCAAACACUUCCGCAAUAGGAGAUGAAGAUGCGAUAACUGCAACAAGAAAUCUAUUGGCUCGACGUUUCAGAUUCUCACUUGAACCCAUCAUCAGAGACAGUCGCCGAUAAUGGUACUGGUAGCACAAGGUGUGCAGUAUUUAUAGCACGUGGCUGCCGUGGACCAUGUGUGUACUGUAAUUAACAGCUCGCACAAUCACCCCUGUGGGUCGUAAUUGAUGCGAUGAUGGCUUGUCAGUCCGCGUCCGAGUCGUUAAUUGCCGCGAUUUCGUCAUCCUUGUUGGAUGAUGUUUUGACGAUUGCUCGACAAAUUGGCUCACUGUCACUGGAAUUAUUGCCCGCCCGCGCUCUCCCCACGUGACUUGUUCCGCUGCUCAGGGGGAAUCUCAGCAAGGAAUAAAGUAACGGGAGGUAAUUAUGCUUGUUGAUGGAUUGCGGGCCUGAGAACCAGGACGCGAGCAGCUCGCGGCUCACGCAGUUGUCAUGCCUUGCGAGGAUUUCGGUCUCUUGAAAUUUGAAAAUAUUGUCGGGUCCCGUCGAAUGGGUCGCCAUCUGAGACCUAGCGUCUCCCCGCCCCACUGCUGCCGCGUGUUCGGCUAUUCGCGUCCAGAGUAAUCCCCUAGUUUCUCCGAUGUAUUUGUUUUGUCCGCAACUACACCAGACCAGGUAAACGACUCCUGACGCUUCCUGCCGUGGCCGUAGGUCUUCCGGUCUCAUGAAUUGGCGCCUGAUGGUUGCUUCCGGCCUGUGUGCAACCCCAACUCCAAGUGGAGUGAGAAGACGACUGACGGCUUCCGAGACGUUCUUCACGUACGGAAGAGCCCGCCAAAAUUUGGGGCUAGUUGGAUUUGGUCUCCGGUGUCGUUUUCUUAUGCACUCUUUGACAAAGCUGUGCAGGUAGCCAUUGGCUCUCAGUGCCCGUUGAAGGUAUUGUAAUGUAGGAACCGUGUCUUAGAUUUCACUGCAGGGCGUCUCAACGCGUCGGUAUAGCGCCCUUACGCAACUGCGUUUUUAACUGAUCGGGUGGUUGCUAUUGAAGUUCAGUUUUCCAUCGUAUUUAUCGCUUUCAUAAACACUUCGGUUUUUAAACCACCGCAAUCUUUGCGGCAGACGAGGAUAGCCUGGAAGGCCAGCUGGUUUUUUCUUUACUGACUGUUGAUCACCAUUCGACCCCCUUAAUGCCUACAGACCCAUAGCUGCUGGGCGAAGCGAUAAUGUCCUGUUCUUUUUGAAAUUCAGAAGAUAUUGUCGCAUGCCAUUCUCGGGAGACAGAGUGUGUUCCUCGUCCGCCCCCCUCCCCCGCCUCCAACAAAGUUCUUGCUUCCCCAAUCCAAAGCGGAUCCGCAUAUUGAAAUCCAUAUUUGCAUCUUUUCAUCGGCAAAAUUCAUAGUCAAGCUUGGCUUAAAAUUAGAUACGCAAGCUCUCUAUUUUUUACCCCUUCAAAACUGAAGUAGUCCAAUAAGGCAAACUAAAUUUCGUCAAAUUUAAUAAGUCAGCCGUUAAAUCAUUUUGAGAUUUUAAAUUUAAUUAUGUAGCAGGGAUCGAAGUGCUUCCCUUCUUCGCGACAGCAAUACGGUUAAAUAAGAUUAGGGGAGAAUGAUUUGGUAGAUGCGAAUUACCCACUCACAAGUAGAGAGGUUUAAACGUUUUUUAUUCUGAUCGAAAGUGUUUUCUUUAAAUACUUUUAUUUUUUAAAUAUCUGCGUGUUGAAAAUUCGGAAUCGUCCUAUAUACAUUUCUGAGGUACUCGGAACUCUCUAAAACUUUUUGGUGUGCCUUUUGCUGAUUUUGUACAUUAAAGGUAGAUUGUUCAGGAGUUUCGAGAAUUAAGUAUAGCAUUAAUAAAGCAGAUCUCAGUGAUUCCGUAAUAAGGGCAACUUUCGAAGCGAAACCUUGCAACCAACUCCAGUAAUAUCAACAAUAAGCAAACUACGAUGAUCUUUGCUCACCCAAAGUAGCCUUUACUAACAACGCCUGUUUAGCUUGAAUCCCGAACGCCAUUUAAAUCUCCAUCCUCGUUAAUGGGAUUUUAUGACAAAAUAGGGACUAUACACUAAGUCUGCUUCAGGCAUUUGGUCAUAGGAGUGGUAGGACCGGCGACUAAGUACCCUCCCAGCGUAUUACUGUCGGUCUUGCGCUGAAUCCAAGGGGGAUUGGUUAGGACGCUGGAACAGGCGUCCUCUGGAACUCAGCACAGGCUCAUCUGUUAUACGAGGGCGCUACCUAAUUACGUGUCUAACUAAAUGAGUUUCAUAUUUCGCCCUUAUAGAACAUUUCUCGAUUUCUGUUAUAAUACCAUGCAUCUCCUGCCGGAGUGACAUAUGCCAGUACUGUUCGGUUAGUUUGUCAAAACGCUUUCCAUCAACAAAAUGAUAACGUAAAUACUGCUCUCCCAAAAGUAAUUACGCAGAAUCCCGACUAAGCCUUAUUUGAGGGCUGCGGAACCGACUUGUCAAAUGAUAGAUAAAUGAGUACACCUGGUACCUCAUUGGUCGAUUUUUUGUUCCUUGGUCAACAGACUUGAAAGUCAUUUGGCUUGCGACGCACAUGCAUGUUUGACACGUCGAUGAGAGGCCUGUUUCUUUAAAAUAAUACCAAACGAAUCGUUGACAUCUUCUACAUUGAAGCAGAAAUAUCAGCAGUAUCGAGCUUGCUUAGUCCCCCAGUUAGUAGUACGAAGCUGUUCUCCCACCGACGCAACCCAACCCCCGGGAAAGAAUUCGCUAACGCUGGAAGCAUUCUUUGCGUUACCUCCUUGAAAGAAGUGUGGUUGCAUUUCAAAAAAAUUGAGGAAUUUGAUCCUUUCUCCCUCCCUGAUUAACCAUAAUCAUAAGCAACAACUGAGCACGGGAAUUUGGAUCUCGUCCCCCCCUUUACAGGUGGCCGUACAUCAAAUUUCCGAUGGAUCCUGACUAGUGAUGGCAUUAGGGCUAGGGCUAGGAGACUGUGUGUUAUCGUCAAUGGUAAGGCCAGAGUCAAGGCGUGGGGAUAGGUACCCUCCCUGGAAUUUAACGCAAGGUCGCCUGCAAUCUGAGGGUGUUCGCACUUUCGUGUCCAACCGAAACAAUCAACUUUGCUUCUUGACAUGCGGCUUCUGAUUGUGAAAAUCAUAUUAAGGUAGAUGUCUCUGAUUUGAAGGACGUUUAUUUCACAAAAUUGGUUACGUAUUUGGCAGACGUCACUGGGGUUUGUUAGUAAUUCUUCACCUAAGUCUGCCAGUGUUACCCUUGAACUGGACCUGGUAAGAAUUCCCCAUACGUGGUGGCUAUUACAGAAUGUCCAGGGCAGGGCUGGGUCUGCUCAGCCAACCACUGCUUGGUGACAGUGCAACAGAGGAUUCUGUUUUUUGCAUUGACAACAUGCGCGGUUCCCUGGAAAGCCGACGUUAUAUUUUCCCAGAAUCGUCCUUAGCCGCCCUCAAGCCUAUACAUUUCCGUCCUCCCCCAUUUGAGAAAUUAAACGGGGCUUUUAUUUAAUUUACUCAUGACGUGGGUAAUCUUGAUCCUAACUUGACCCCUGGUUUUCUGUUCCAUCGACUGGAAAUUUGGUUGUGGCUUAGUUAUCACCGACGCGGGCGGGGGAAUUUCAGUCUGUAGAAUGGUGCUGAAGUUCAAACUUUAAUCCAGCUCCCAAUUGUUGAGUUCAGUGACAAUUCUAACAUCGUUUUUGGUUCUUCUGAUAAAGUAAAAUUAAAAAUCUAUAGAAACCGCUACUCUAGCUCGCUUUUGAGAGAGGUUAGUUCUCCAUCCUCUCUGUUCACUUACUGUGUGUAACUCGUCUUUCAUGCUGGAGACCUCGAGUCUCCUUCACUAUGACGUUUAAUAAGUUUAAGGUCUUUAGCUCUUCGAAAGACAUGGUUCGCGGUACCCUAAACUUCAGUCGUCACCGACAGGACAACGAGUCCUUUGUUCGAUGGUUAAAGUGUUGGUCUUCUGGCCAACGGGUCACGAGUUCGACCUUCGAGGGUCGCAUAUCUCGAGGUUGAGUCUGACUGGCUGACGAUGGCUAACAAGCCAGAAAUGGCCAUUCUGGUCUCCACUGUCUUUGUUGUAAUGCUGUUCUGCCUAUAUUAUGCGCCGCUCCGCGGCUACUGGCGGGUUCCAGAGAGAGAGCCCUAAGGCACAACGGGACGAGUGAGUUCUGUAAUGCGAUCGGUGCUCGCCCUUCUACUUGUUGCCAUUUUUUUCUAAUUUCAUACUGACCAGUGUUAAUUUUUUUUUAACGUAGAAAAAUCAUUGAAUGAUCAUCCGAAUUUUCCUCCUCCUUUAUUUAUGCUGUUUAGUGAUGCUGAGCUUCCCAUAAGGAAAUAAAGCUCUCGCGUAAAUUCUUUCAGAAUUUCUGUUAACAUUUUAGGCGAUACGCCGGCUUAUGUAUCUCUGCCUUUUGAAUUCAGAUAUAGGGAAAGAUUUUACGGCAGUAAAUAUUAAAACAGCCGGACUAGGGGGUUUACUGUAGUGUCGAAAAGACCAAGUUCUCUUUUAAUUUACCAUUGAUCGUUUUCUCGCAUCUUCCUGAGUUGCCAAACAUUUUUUCCGCCAAUCUUCUCGACCGCGAAUUAAUCGACCCACUUGUGUUGAUAGACUUUCGAAAACAUAAAGAAAUCGCUUUUUUCCGGCACUUGCCCAGGAGGAACCAAAACAGCAAACAUGUGGGCAAUGUCAUGGUGUUUGCACCAGUCCACCAGGCAAAGCGGUACAUGGGAGAUAACAUUUCUGCACUAAUUCGAGAGUUCAACCUCCUUAUAUAAAUUAUACUUUAGAUGGACAGAUAGCUCCUAUUCAAGGUGCUGGUAAGAAAUGCUGCAGCCCGUCUACACCUAGAAGUUAAAACCUCCUUUUUAAGGCGAUUAGUUUGUACGAAAAAAAUAAUCCUUUGUCUUUUGUAAAGGCUGAUAAUGGACCAACUAGUUACAGCUGAACAAAUUUAUUUGUUGACAGCAGAGAUGUCCACCGUCGGUAUUCGAAAUAGUCAUGUUUGUACUUGUGUUCUCGACUGAUACUUUUCCUCCCCGCAAAUUCGCUUGCCCCAAAGCACCACACAGUCCUUGCAUAGAAAAGAUCUUUCAGAAAUCUAAGCAAUGAGUAUACCAGGGAGAAAAAUGAACUUCAAUAGACCUGGUCGCAAUCGCCAGAGAAUCUCCCUGUAGCUCAGAUGGAGAGAUUGAAAGACUAGACUUUCUGGGCGACCAACUCAAUCUCAAGCCCUUAGACAUGGAGUUGCGGUACAGCCAACCGAUAUUGAUAGAUAAUCCAAAAAUGAUCACUCAAACGUGCUUUUUCGUUGACGCUUCGGAAUUAAGUAUAAUUGCAUAAAAUCGGGCAAGUGGUCGUCCGCUAAUUUUUUUGUUUUAAAUUAACAUACAAAGAGGAUGAAUGCUACGGAAUUGCAUAGGGUAAAAGAGUAGCAAGGAACCCAAAUUCCUGACCCUACACCAAAGGCAGUGAGUCGCCUUAGCAUAUCUGCAAGAAUGUGCUAAUUUGCUAUGCGGAAAUUGAGUGAAACAUUUUUCGCAGUGCAUAGUAGCCUUGUCAACAGAAUCCCCUUAUCGUUGGUAUGUAGCCUAAGGCAUAAUCAGAGACCUGUCUUCGUUUGGUCUUUUUGGCUGUCAGGUAGAUGGAAGAAGUUUAAAAUUGUCCUGGCCUGCCUGAAAAAAUGACAUCCUUUUGCCCUUUCAAAUUGAGGUGUUUAAGCCUACUAAGGUUUCUGAACUUGUCUGAGGAAAGCAAGGGAUUUUUCCGGUUGGAGCUGCGCUGGCAAAGGUUUCCUUUCUUUCUUUCUUUCUCUCUCUCUAAGAAAAUCAGCAUGUACGAGCAUAUGCUGACUCUUAUUAAGGUCAGGUGUUUUUACGUCACAGAAGGGCGAUUUAACCCCGUUUACUUCUCAGAAAGUGUAAGAUUGAGUAUGCGGAGCCUGUUUCAUAAAUGCAUUUGCACAAGUAAACAGGAAAAUAUAUAUCGGUCAUCGUGAAUUGAGCAUGACAACGCAUUGUUCUCCUUCGGCAGGUAGGGUUGAUUUAUUUUAGCGUUGUCUUACCUAGGUCUCUUAAGCAGGGAUAAGCUUGUGUAUGUUUUAUUACGAUUUCCGUUCCGACUGCUUACAGGAUCAGAAUAUUCCGGCUGAAUUAAUAUUUCCCUAACUCCUGUAAAGGUUUAGCGGAAGCCUUACAUCAUCUGACCGAUCACAUGAAAUGUUGGUCGAAAUUCUGAAAUGCUUUUUCGAUAAGAAAGAUUAACUAGUUAUGUUUGUAGUGCUGAUUAUCAUUCAUCAUAAUCCUAUAGUAUUUCAGAAUUUGUAGGAUGUCGGCUUUUGAAUAUAUUUCCUCUAGAUUUCCUGCAGAACACUCACUCGGCAAAAAAAUACCACAUGUGUAGCAUGCAUUUUUCACAUUAAUUUCGAUGUUUUUAUGAAUUCACGUAUAUUUUAUAGAAAAUGUGCACAAAAUAUGCCUUCUGUUGCUUAUUUGGCAGAAAGUCACGUUUUCUUCAUAUUUUAUACCUUAAUAAAAGUUAUCUUUCAGUUUGAAAAAGUUUCUAAUUAUGAGACCUUAAAGACCAUGAAAUGUCCAUACACACAGUACCGCACAUGUCCUUUUACUAAUGCUCCUCAUGAAAGUUACAACAUAGUCCACAUCCACUGCAAUAUUUUGUAGACUGUAUAUAGCAUCCUCUUAAAGGCAUAGAGAAUAUAUGAUUCUUCUUACGUGGAGGGCAUACAUCUUGUAGUCUGAAAUCGCUAAACGUUUAUGUAACCGCUUAUUAGCCUCAAAAUUGCUCAGGAAUUGAAAAACAUUUUCAAAACCUAAAUAUGCACUUUCUUCGAAUAUGAAAUGUAGAAACAAUUCAAUUUUUCUGCUAAAAUAUAAGUGAAAGCAUAUUUUUGUGCAUGUCUUCUAUAAAAUAUAUUUUAAUUUAUGAGAACAUCAAAAAUUAAUGUGAAAAGUGCAUGCUACUUAUGUGGCCAUUUUUAACGAGUGCGCUUCCUGUAGAAGGUCAAGAAGGAAUGCACUUGAAAGUUGACAUCCUGCGAGUCGAAAUACUAUAACAUUUUAUCGCAUGUUAGUCAGCAUUACGACCCUACAUAAUUAAUCCUUCUUAUCGAAAACGCAUUUCAGAAUUUCGGUCGACAAUUCAUGAAAUCGGUCACGCACUGUCUGCAGUGAGCUCAGAGGCAUAUGCAUCUGUGGCGCUAGCACGCUUCUAUCGCUGAAUUUUACGUAGAAAAUUGCAAGAUAAAACAAGUCCACUGGAUCCAUUUCGAUCCCCGCAUGACUUUUCGAACUCCCUCUCUCGUCCUAUCGGACACCUGCAGUCAAGGAGAUUGUCUAUGUUGGCGGACUGCAAGGCAUCUUUGAGUGCCCCUGUUCGACCUCCUCUACAUUUUCUAGUUUGUUUUCUUGCCCCUAAGUCUACUGAUUAAAGAGACGAACAGGACUGCUGUUUUUUUCAGAAGGCCCAUCAGAGUACGCAAAGAUAGUGUAGUCAGUUAUUCACAUUUCUACAAUUAAUGCAAACAUGCUGUUAGUGUAUUCUCACUGAACUCCUCCCGGCGGUGGUUCAGUGUAUACUUGUCGUACUACAUAAUCUUUACUGAAAUCCGGUUAAUAGGGCGUUUGGGAGGAACGGAAUCAAACAACAAUUCCAGGCAGGUUCUCUCAUUUUACCUCAUUGAUAAGCGAAAGACACUUAAAGACAGAUGAUCACUGAUAAAAGUCUCUUCUGUUUUGAGGUUAACAAAGACGUCAUCCGCAAGUUGUAACUUAAUUUGCAAUCCGCAUUCUUAAACACAGAUGACUCCACCUCACCCGACGACAUGUCAGUUGAGACCUUCUAUGAUGGAAUACCUUUGAGUGUGUUGUUAAAUUGUAGUCAAACGUGAUUUCUGCGGAAACUUCAAGUGUUGGGGACUAAGGGUACAUUCACGACAGCAACAUUCUUGUGUGCUCUGCGGCAAACUCCUGACAGGCAGAAGUCAUUUAGAAAUUCCCAUGAUCCAGUCCUUCAGCGGCUCUAAAUAUGCUGCUUACGGAACCUGUGUUCAUGGGCUUACCAUGAAUUCCAAAUUCACGAUCGUGCAUUUCAUCGUCAUAUCUCCUCGUCUCCUCGUUUGCGUGAUUUUACGGGCGCAACGCGGGCUUUUUGCACCUGCAUCAGAACGGAAAAUGAGCUCAAAAGCCGUGUCUGGAAAACUUGCUCUUUGUAGGACUUUACAGUUAAAACGUGUCGUGCAAUUCUAACAGUUAUUUCACACGGUUCGUCUGUCACAUCAAAACUGCACGCAGCAAACGUGAGAAUACUACAGAUCUAGUGGAAAGUGACCAAACAGGUGGCCUCAUCUAUGAGCCAGUAUGUCUAGACUGUAACACCGGUUACCUCAGACAAACCUGUCGCGACAGAAAGCCAUACACCACCGAGCGCAUGCAUUUGUCGCAAAAGGCGUCAACUAACCGAAGAGAGGCAGAAUAAAAUUGCUGCGUCCUCCAGAAUUGCGACGGAUAUUCGGGACACACAACAUUAAAUAGAUCUUAAAUGUUUGCUUUUGUUCUCACAAAGAUGAGACUACUAUCGUGAGUGCUGGGUAUCCUGGAAGCUCAACCCUGCUAAGCCAAAGAACCGCUGCAAAGUUUUAAAGACUCAUCCACACCCUGCCUGAAUAGCCACUAUCAAAAUAACCUCUCAAGUUAUUCCUUUUCAAUCUUUUGAAAUCCCCAAACGCUCCUUGUUGAUAUUUUCUCUUUUUGGUGUGCUUAUCUUCCUUCCAGUUCGUAUGUACACGCCCACAAACCCAGUGCCACAAUGAUUUUUCCGACUUUUUGUUUGAAUUCAUUCUGCCCAAUCAUGAUUACAAUGUACUGAUCACUCGGCCUGACAGAGGUCAACCUCUAUUGGGCGAUGAUUUUUCGUCUACUUAUCUUGCGGUAUUUUGUAAGAACUUUGUUUUUGGUUACCAUUUUUGUCAGAAUGGGUCCUUGCGGAUCUUGAAACAUAAACUUACAUUUACGUGAAGUCCAAUAUCUGCUGUUUCAGUGACCUUACUCUCUAAGAUAUCCACUCAUUCCCGACAAGUUGCUUUAUCACAUGCGAUUUGGGGUGUCUCCUACGCCGGCAUAAAAGAAAUAAAUUUAGUCUACUCAGGGAAAUUGCAUUCUGACUAGUUCAUAAAUCCUAAAGAUAUAUUAGGAUUAGCCUGUUUGCUCAUAUAAUAUUCAAACAAAAUCUUGACAAACAAGAAGAUCGGUAAAAACGAAGAACGAAAUUGAAAUACAUAAAUUCGUUCUGGCAAAGGUUUUUUUAAAAAAUUUAAUUACGGUGACGGAAUACAUGGUACAUGAUUACUGGGUAAUGGAAUCCUCUGCGUUGGACUUCAAGCAUAAUGCCGAUCGAGCAUUUUUCCUUUGCUGAUUCUCCUCGAAGGAAACUCGUUCCCAGCGUUAUUUCCUUUGCAAGUAAUCGCAUCGCAAAGGUCUCAACUUGCUCUCGGCGCAGUUGUGCGCUGUCUACAGUACUGAAAAUUGCACCCCAUCUUCCGUUUCCCAGAUUAGUGGUUUGAGAACCGCGUCAUAGCUGGUCAUCCUACGCGAUAGGCCAAAAGCGCGCCUGUAACCUCUUUUACCAUUUCACUUACCUUUUUGGUCGAGAAAAGAAAUAUGGGUUCUGUUUUUGCAUUUAACCUCUCGGAAAUACCAUGCCGAAUUGGCCACCUGAAUCAUAAACAUGCCAUUCGAUAAAGAAUAAACAAAAAAUACCGAUCGUUUGACGCUGAUUCUGUAAAUCCUAGCCAACGAUAUCGGUUCGACCUCCGGGGAUGACGACAUCCACAGUGUACCCCACAGCAUUGUCUGUGCAUAACAGUGCUUGUGCGUGAAUCAGGUCAUAGUGGAGGUUGACUUGCGCUGCAUCUGUCGUACUCUACAUUGGCAAGACUGAAUCCAGACGACCGAAGGUGGGCGCGGGCGCAGUGCCUGGGGAGGUACAGCUGCCUGUUUACACGUGCUACACGCGACCUGGUCCCUGUUCUAUCUGGCGGGCUUCUGGAAGCGCAGCCGGGCACUGCAGAGGCUAUUGUUUAUGAGGAUCUCUUAAGCAUUGCCGUUAAAGGUAAUCCGAAAAAAAUGAUCUUUCCAUUGUGGUGAACUUUUAGGCUCCCACUGCUUCGGUUUGUCGAUAUCACACGGAGCGGGAUUAUGCUAAGGAAAUAUCCGAAAAAGCCCUCGAAGCUAGUAGUGCAGUUUCAUAUAAAACUGUUAUAGGCAGAAUGUUAUUAAAAAACAAAGACAAGAGGGACUGGAAUGACCAUUUCUGGCCUAUUAGCCGUCGUCAGCCAGUCAUACACAACCCCAAGAUGUGGAACGCCUGGGGCUUUAACUCGCGACCUGUAAGUUAGAAGUUCAACGCAUCUAGCCAUUGAUUCACGGGCUCCCUGUCCUGUCGGUUUCUAUGGGGAAUAUGGAAUGGUGAAGAGGUGCUCACCUAUCGUUUCUACGGAACUCACUCGUCCCGUUGUGCCUUACUGGCACUCUCUCAAGCCCAACCAGCAGCCGCACAGCCGCGCAUGAUAUAGGCCGAAUGUUAUUGCCGACGAAAUCAAAGGAGACUGGAAUGACCAUUUCUGACUUAUUAGACGUUUUCAGCCAGUUAUACCCAACCCAGAAAUGCUCUAUUUUAGUCGUUAACUCGCAGGACAAAGGCUUGCUUUUACAGUAGGUGGGCUAACUCAUGAAUUGUCAACUGUAAUUCCAAAAUGCGCUUUCGUUUCGAAAAGAUUAAUAAAGUAGUGUUGUAAAAAUAACCAGUCUGCAGUAUAGUUAUAUAGUAAUUCAGUUACAUUAGAAUGCCGGCUUCCAAAAGAACUUCUUUCCGGCUGCGGGCAAACAUUACGCUCUGCAAAAAUGACUACUCAGGGACCCUGAAGUAUUCUCAUUGAUUUUCGGUGCCCAUAAAAAAACGAAUUAUAUUUUAUGAAAAACAUGCAUAAAAAUAUUUAUGUUUUACUCAUUCGGGAGAAAAUUACGUCUUCUUUUAAUUUUAUACUCGAAGGAGAAACAUAACUCGGUUUUGAAAAAGUUUCUAAAUGUGAGACUUUUUAAUACCGUUAAAUGGCCGUUCAUUAAAGUGUCAUUUCUCUGAAUUUACCAAUGUGGCUUAUGAUGUUGCCGAUAUGGAUCAAAUCCAAUGCUAAAGUUUAGGAAUCCCAUAUGAUCUCCUUUUAAUACCGUAGAGAAAUGUAUAGUUUUUCGUACGCGGAAAGUACAUGGCUUGUAGUUUGUAAACACUGAAUGCAAGUAUGAAGGCAGAACGGGUUCAGAAUUAUUCGGGAAUUUGAAAAGUUUUUUAAAACUAAAUAAUACCCUUCUUUCGAGUAAAAAAUUGGAAGCAGACGUAAGUUUCAACCGAAUGAGCGGAAGGAUGAAUAUUAUAUGCAUAUUUUCCAUGAAAUAUAACUGGACUUUUAGAGGCAUCGGAAAUCAAUGAGAAAAAUGCAUGCUACUUAAGCAGUCAUUUUUUUACAAAGUAUGGUUUUUGCAUGCAGCCGGAAAGACGUUCUUUCGAAAGCCGGCAUUCUGAGGUAACUAAAUUAUUGCAGAAUUAUACUACAGGCUGAUAUGUUUUACAACUCUACUUAAAUAAUCUUUCCGAAACGGAAACGCAUUUCGGAAUUUCGGUUGACAUUUCAUGAGUUAGUCCCCCUACUGUACAAAAAAUAAUGUUUUUUGUUAUAUUUUGUACACAAGUCUAAUUUUCUAUAUGAAACAACUUGGUAUUGUGAAAGUCAUUGUAAAGGACGAUAAGACGGUCUCAGGCAUUAGGGUAGAUUUUAUUUGGCUUUUCUGCGCCAAAGAUUUCUGUGCAAAAGUGAGCAGCGUUUGUUGGUAUUUCGUCGUAGUAAUGCAAUUAGGCAAUUAGAAACGUUGCCUCACGACUUUGUCUUCCGUUAUGCAAUGCCCGAACGAUUAUUUCGGUAGGUGGUCAUUAAAAAGCCCACAAACUGCCAUUUCAACGCGAAAAGGAGCACGUGGUUCCAAAAACGACCCACAUGCAGCUUCAUGUGUCCUCCCACCCAACUGUGCGCCACCCUUUCCGUUGGUAAGCCGAAUAGGUGACCUUGCAGAUGAAAUAGAGCCUAGCUCGCAUUCAAAAUUACGCAUUAACUCUACAGAAAGGAUGUCUCAUAUUUUCACACGCAGGCGAUAUUUGCCAGGCAGGACUAGAAUCACGUCAAGCCGGCGAAGCCCACAAAGGUCGCUGUGACAACUCGGGUAUGUGGGGGGGGGGGGAGGAGAGUGUUAGCGAAAGCCCCAGACACGACGUGAGCCCGGCAGUCGGCUGUUUUUUUUCGAUUGCACUGGUUAGUGGACUUUUUGUUCUCCUGUGUGGUCAUUUAAAAGAAGAGAAGGUUGUGUAGAAAUCAGAGGAAAACUUCACCUCGAGGGGUGUAAUUGUUGCCUGGUCUUCCAGAUAGCGAACUUGGCUACAUAUCUUCAAACGAACAGAUAUGAGGCUCGUUGGAGGAUGUUAUAGGUCGAUGGACAUCUACAAGCAUUCAAUGAGAGAAUUCAAAAACUCCAAAGCCAUGGCGGGACAAUCCGUAAAUCACAAAUCAUGCGCAGAUCACUCAUGCCACUGCAUGGGACUUGUCUUGGAGUCGGACGCACGGCUUCAUUGACAGACAAUACAUCCAGAGGAUCUCAUUCUUAGGGCGAGAAUCCUCGUGCUGUGGACGGACCGACGGCUGUGACGAGAGCGCAUCGCAUUAAAUGGAGGGUUGGGAGUAUAAUUAGGACGUCAACGGGGACAAACUUUGCCGUCCAGACAAGGCAAAGUCAAUAUUUACCCACAGUCAGGAUAAUGAAUAGGAGCAGAGAACAAGCGACCUGACACAUUCAUGUGAUCAGACUGCCAAGCAACUACUUGGUCAAUCGUCACGCCGACCUGCCCGCAGCGUCCGCAGCGUUGUCUUGGUACUAAAGAAACGCGAGACCUGCGGACAUUUGACCUUCAAUUACCACAAUUGAAGACAAGGUAAAGCGCUUACCGGGAUGACCUACCAGGAAGGUAUGACUCAUCUACGGCAGAGUCGGGCGUGCGACCUGCGCGCUCACAAAGCUAGUCGUUUACGCGACCCAUUAAUUUCUGAAGAAGACUGGCGGACUACAAUAGUUCGACCGUCGUUGAUGACGAUGUCCACCGUGUGCUCUACAGCAAAGCGAAGCAGGCACGGUGACUUGCGCGUGAAUUAAUUUAAAAUGAUGGUAGACUUGCGCGGCAUCUACCGCACUCUUUCUCCCCCACUUUCCACCUGGACCCGGUGUCGAGAGAGACUCAAGAAGACCGGGCGCGCGGGAGGCACAGGUGGAUGACACGGGGGAGCCUGCACCUUGGCGCCCCACUCCACAGUGCCUGGUACACACAGCAAAUGACCAGGUUUUCACAAACAACAACAACAAUGGGGGACGGGGCGACAGGGGUCCCAAUAUGCGCGUCGUCUGCCGGCAGUGGGUCUGCCGACGCACAUUUGCUAUGAUGCGCAUUCCGAUAACGCCUGUAAGAAUUCGAUAUGGUUCCCGAGUUGGUCCAGUGCAUCUACCACGUAGUCCGUUUUGGGGACUAUGAUACACGCCGCCUCGUACACACGCCCUUUCUUGUGGUAUGAUUUCUGGAAGUCCCGCUUUCAGUACACUGAAUAAAACUAGAAGCUCGAUGUAGGCCAGCCAUGUGCUAUUUCGGCAGCUGAUUUCAGAAAUCUAAUCUUUGUUUUUUACGGUCCUUUCAGGCCUAACGUGUGCAGAAUCAGAGAGACUUCCUAUGUGGACGUCUGGGAGCUCACGAGUGUGCCCUUCGAAAGAGAGGUUCCCCGCCUGCAAGAGAACUGCGGAGGGCCGGGCAACCGGUGCCUAGUGAAGGAAUUGAAGUAAGUCGUAAUCCUCCUUCCACAACCAUUUUUCCCCUCAUAUGGCAUAAAACCUGCUAUAACUCAAGGAAAGCCGACGCGGCUUUAAACAACAAACGAAGAAAAAUUCCAGUCGGUAAACUUGUGUCAUUGGACAGGGGGAUUCAACCACCUACGUAACUCUGCAUCGCCUCAAAAUGGACGCAGAAAGGCCACCAUAGCAAAGUUAAGCUGAUGAUAACCGAACGAAAUCAGCCAGAGAACUCAGAGGUAGUGUUUAUGGAUUCAAUCAGAUUUCAGUGCAGGAUAGAUGCUUUCGAUAAAAGUGCAGAUGCGAGUUCCAGGAACCAGUUGCUAAGAGGUGGAGUCGAUCGUUGGAACAAGAGCUUUAUUCGCCUGAAGUUUCGGAGUCACGCUCGAACCUAUCAUCAUAGACAGUGACAGAUACUGAUGAUUCGUGCACAAGACGUUGGAUCAUUUAUAUGAUGCAGUCGCUACGCUACUGCAUACCUAUGAUAAUUAACCGUCCUCCCUUUCAUUGAGGAUUGUUGCCUCCUGGUGCGUUUAUUGCUCGACAGCCGACAUGAAAGAUGCUAAUUGUUGAAAUCUCAUCAUCCGUAUUGAAGUUUGCCGUGAUGAUUGCUCGGCCAUCUGGUUCACCGACCUGCCCGCUCACCGAGUGGUUAAAUAAGUUGGCCAGCCCAUGCCUCACCACGGAAUAUGGAGUGGGGAUGUCGUUGCACUUGUCGAUAGACUGAGGUCCCGUGAACCAUGGCUCAAGCAACUCGCGACCCACACCAUUAUUCCCCCUCGAGAGAAUUUCGACCUCAUCGAACUGGAAGGUGUGACCGGGUCUCGUCGAAUGGGCCGCGACUUGAGACUUGGCGUCAUUUCUCCGCACUGCUGCCGCGUGUUCGGCGAUUCGCGUCCGAAACAGUCUUCGUUGCGGAGUCCGCGAAUCUCUACUUGACAAUGACGGAACUGGCAAGUUCGUGUACCUUUGCCGGCACUACUUAUUGAUUACUGCCUGGCAGUCAGUAAGAGUCAUGAUUUGGAAGGUUGGCAACUGACUCGACAACUCAAUCAGUAAUGUGUACGUGGGAGCGACCGGCUCGAGGACCGAGAAUUAGGUCCAAUGGUUCCUUCCUGAUCUGCUUCCCACGGCACUCCCAUUAACGUGGACCCCGAGCCCCCCUUCUUCUCCGAAAUCCCGAUGCAUUAUUUGGGGGGCAGGUCGUGUGCGGCACGCGUAGACGAGUUGUUUAGCUUUGUCAACCACGGCGCUCGGGCCCGUCUUCGGUCGUUCUGACACUGUCUUGUCCCCAGAGUCAGGUUGGUGGGGGUGGAGAGAGGACAGUAAGCGCACCGCGAAUCUGCCUCGGGAUACACUUGUGCGCAAGUCACGAGUGCUGCGUCCACUGACUGCCAGGUGGCUAGCAGUCAGUAGGAGUCGUGAUUUGGAGGGUUGGCAACGGGCUCGAUAACUCAGUCAGUAAUGUGUACGUGAGAGCGACCGGCUCGAGGACCAAGAAUUGGGUCCAAUGGUUCCUUCCUGAUCUGGUCCCCACGGCACUCACACUAACGUGAAAUCCGAGCUUCCCUACUUCUCCGAGGGAGGAGAGGUGCGACAGACGCUGCACAAGUCUGUCUCAUUAUAAACUAUUUCACACACAAGGCGCAGGUGCUCCGCUCACUCCUUGGGACACACAGUGGACGUCAUCAUUUGAGAUGGCCGCGUCUUCACAGACACUAUCCGACUGCCCACAGAACAUCAAGAAAUGUAGGACCGUUUUCGUCCUGUAACUAAGGCAGAUCAGUGAAUGCUAAACCCUCGGUACUGGGAAUAAUCCUCCCCGCAGUCGUCAAACCAUGAGCUCGUGAUCACACAGUCAACGGGGUUAAUUUUAAUUAAAAAUUGGGACUCAGCUGGUGGCCCGGACUUCGGGUAAUAGCCGCUUAUGAAAGACAUUAGGCAUAAGACUAAAUAGCCAUCAUAAUGUGAAGCCUGAACGGCGUUUCAUAUUAACCACCGAGGAGAACAUGUCGUUGAGGGUUUUCUCUGAUUGACUUAAAACCUGGUUUUCGACCCCGUUAAGACAUCCCAGAACAACAGUUUUUUGAGGACUUAUUAUCAUCAGCCAACAUGCUGUGUAGACUGAGGGUGUACCGAAAGCCGCGACUGUCCACCCUGAGUAGGGGAAUCCAAGAAGUCUUGAUAAGCUCUCAUUACCAUAAAGUCUGGUUGUGUAUCUACCUUCAGGAGUUUCUCCGCCAGAAGCUAUCAAAUGGUGAAGAAGCCGGUGACGAAGGAGAGACUGGUUUGCUGUGCAAACUUCAGACGGGUCCCCGGCUUUGAUGGCUGUGUACCAGGUAGGGUUUUAUUCCAUUUACUGAUCGAUUCUGUAAGUUUGACUUGAUUGGAAAACCUGAGCAAACAGCACCAAAAUGCAUUACAUCUGCUGGCAGGCGGAUGUCACAGCACUAGGCGAGAAAUGAUAUAUUUAAUUAUGAAAAAGAUGCGAUUCGUGCUAUAGGUUAGUCAAACGGUAUGGAAAAAAAUAAAAAAUAGCAAGUGAAGUAAGCUUUGCAAAAUAUCAUCCCAAUUUUUUUCAAAAAAUACAAGGUUAAACAGCGUAACCACACAUUGAAAUCAAAAGGAAUCUCGUUGGUCUGUGGCCCACGUUAUGGUUGGUUGAUGUGUCCUGACGUACAAGUGACUGAAUUUUUCCUUCUGCCUGGACCUCUUUUGGUUCUGCUCGUCGAUUUGCUUGCUACACGAGUCCAAAAAGUGCAUAUCUUAAGCUCCACUUACCUCCAUCACCACCAUCUGCCUUAUUCCUUUUGUUCCUCUCCCUCUCCUUUUUUUUAUUCUUCCUCUUCCUCGUCUUAUUCCUAUUCUUAUCUUUGUCACCACCACCACCACCACCACCACCACCACCACCACCAGCACCGCCACCACCACCACCACCAGCACCACCACCACCACUCGCUUGAUGAGCCUGGAUGUUAUCGUACUCUGGCAGACUAAGCGCCGCUGUUCGGGGGCUCAAAUUAAUGCGUAGGAGCAAUUUUUGAAAUCGGCCCUGGAAAGCGCACUUUUCUCACUGUUUCGGGUCGAAUCUUAGAAAUGCUAAAUGGUUUAUCUGAAAAGACGUAGGUAAGAGGAGGAGCCAAUGUCGAUGAGGGUGCCGGGAGUGUGUGUCGCGUCUGCACAUUUGAGAGGGGAAGGGGUGAGAGAGGGUUAUGAAAAGUGGACCGUGAGAUGGCGUUGACAAUCUUGUCAUAGGGGGAGGCGUUCGUUGUUUGGUAGAUAUCCCCGAGUGUCAGUUAUCAGGGAAUUCAGUAUCCACUUUUACCAUGGAAGCUCUUUCCAGACUUGCAUUUACUGCCUUCAUUGCGCUGUCCUAGUAACUUCGGUUGGUUCACUUGCAUUAUAUUCUCAUUUAAAAAACAUCUCUGACGCCCACUAGGUUGGACAGUUCAGAAAUUGAGAUAGACACUGAGGAGACUUAUCCAAACCAAACAGAGCGGUAUUCGUGUAUCCUUUCGGCGAUUCACCUCGUCAUUUGAGUCCAGGGUCCGCCCAACAAGAACAAAGGUCAGCAUGUAUACAUUCACGGCGAUGGGGUAUGGGGAAAUGAUAUGCCUUCUUGCACAACCGAGAAGUCUUUAAGACUGUUAGUCAUUUUAAACGGUCAACACGUGUCAGGGGAUACGUCCAAGGCUGAAUUUUUGCAAACAAGAUGACCGAAUUAAGGCCUGAGAUCCUGUCAACUGAGGAUGACUACGAUCUUCGCUAGCAACUGAGCAUGAGCUGUGCAGUUAGGGAUGUGUCGAGGUAUAGUCUAGUAUUCCUAGUCUGUAACAGCCCGGAAACAGCUCGCAAAAGGACGCCACAGAUUAUCCUUAAUGCUUUAGUUUUCUGACUACCCCCCAUCAUACAAAGUCAGACGGGUAAUUCGUCAAAAGACGUGCCGAUUUCCACAAUGACUGUUUAGGUCACACUGUUAAAUGGCGUCUGGAAGUGAUGGGCGUUGUUUGUGAAUUGUAUUCCUAACAAGCAGGGCUCGUUCUCAAGUACACAUAUCUGGCCUCGAGAACGUGUAAGCAGCCGUAAUAAGAUCUCCACCUUUUACUUUUGAAACGUUGAUGGACAUUAGAAUUGAAAGCUUUUGCAGUUUAGAAGCCCACACGAGCGUUUAUGUUGAGAUGCGCAACAUGUGUACCUUUUUUUCUUCCGACACGUUUUAGACCACUGGUAGUUGGGGAAGGCGUUUGAGUAAAGAUUCACCAACUGUCUGUUGUUUUAUUAGUCUAAAUCACGUACUGCUUGGCAGAAAUGCGCACCUACGCUAAGCAUAGUUAGCUUUUCCGUAUAAAAUACGGAUAUCAAGGACACAUGUUGAAGAACAUCGUUCCGUUCGUGACAAAAAUCCUAACAGUUACAGUUAUUCCCGUUGUUCUUAUGGGGUUUUGUUCUAAGGCACGCAUGCUGUCGCGUUUCGAAAAAAGUGCUUAUGUCUUCAUGCGUUGCCAACCUACGUACAUCCGUAGCUCUAGUCUAAUUGCUAAGCAGAGUUUAACAUGCCGAUUGUUUUUUCCUAUUGUAGGCGAAGUAAGGAGCAUGAUGACAGUUUCUGCAUUACUGAGGCGUUCUACAUGCCCUUAAAUGUACCCCGAUCAUAGAGAAAGACCAGUUAUGUGGGGAAGGGGGAACCGAACUCAGUUUCGACGUCGUCUGCAAUCAGUCAACCCCUCGGAAAAAAAUGUCGGAUGUGGUUAUGUAAACCCACCUGAAGUAAACAAACCCCAGGCGCCUGUAGUACGGAACCGGUGGUAAGAGGGGUUUUUAAAGAUGGGGCCGGGGGACGCACAGACGACGAGGUCAAGAAGUUGUAUGUAGAAGAAAAGCUAUUGGGAAUGCGCGGUCGUACUUUGAGUGGUUGAGAAAUAGUUGCCCUAAGACCUAACCCUUAACCCUAACCCCUAACUUCAACUCCUAACUCUAACCACCAACCCUAACCCCUAGCCCUAAUCCCAAACAUAACCAUAGCCCUUAACCAUAACCCCUAACCCCAAACCUAACAGUAUUGCGUCCAUCAGGUGGGGUUACAUAACUACAUCUUACCGAAAAUAAAUACUGAUGAGUGACCGUCGUCAGGCGAAAAGUACUCUCUACCCAAAAACUUUCUACACUCCCUGUCCUAAUGACGCAUCAAAGAGAGCGAAUUUACAAAUCCGGAGUGAGCUUUGCCUCAAUGCGUCUAAAGGGCCAAAAUUGUGCUUGUUUGGGUAAACUGAAGCGGUUAAAAGUGCUCAAGGGUGUCCUUGGAGUAAGGUAUGGAAAUCAGGCUACUGUCCCGGGGGUUUGGCGUCUAUAUGCCCUCUACAUUGACCUUAUCGGCGAUUUGAAGCCGCCCCCGGCAUUUGCAUCGUCCAUCGGCGUUCCGUGCUGACGAAAGUGCGCACCUGCACUUUAUCGGUAGCUCGCCUUAUCCAUCUCUCUAGCUCUGUCUAGUGAGGUCACAACGAAGCCCUCGAACGCUGGUCAGUUAAGAGCGGAAAGCCAGCAAAGAUGCAGACCCGCGAGCAAAUGCGCAACUCCUUGCGCCUAGAACAGUAAACGGAGAAGUAAAGUGGGGUUAGGAAGUAGUCCGUAACCUGCUGACCAUAUCCCAUUACUCCAAUAUGAUCACUCCCACGCAGUUGCCAAAAUACCACCAAACAAUUAGUAGAAAGAAACAACCUCCAAUGGGUUCUUCAGGCGUCCCGCUCCGAUCAUUCGCCUGUAGCUUAAAAUAACAACUGCCACCUCACCCCCAUCCCUAAUGACAGACUACAGUGGGCUUCUGACUCAUCAGGUCAAACGUUUCCAGUCACUUCAUGAGAAUUCUGGAACGACUUCAUUUCUGCCUCACGGAGUCAUCACUGUGCUAGCUGACGGCCUGUUCUGUGUCGAUGAUCUUCCCAUGCAGACGACUUAGUCCUAAAAUGGAGCACAAAACACUUGCGGUCGCAAUGAGCUCUCACACCUAUCCAUCACAGUCAGCGUAUGAAUUUAUGGACUCAACCAAAGUUUAAGAAGUCAGUAACACUUUGUAAUCUGCUGCUUUGGAUAGUCUUAGCGGUAGUCUUGGUCACACUGCUGCAUGACCUGAUGAAUUGCUACUUUCUAAAAUGAGUACUUAAUGUUGCAUCAAAACGGCAAAAACCAGUAUGCGUUAUUUGUGCGAAGGCACAAGUGGCUUCACGCUCUUAAGAUGCAUACAUGUUUUUUUUCUAUCUUUUAAUGACUCCAAAGAAUCAAACUGUGAUGUAAUGCUGAAGACAACGCAAUGCUUCAACAACGGCAUUUGUUACCGAGAAGGCGGAAGGACGGGUUGUAGAUGUCCACGCGGGUUUUCCGGUCCUCGAUGCGAAUACGGUUAGUUUGAAUUCGCUGUCAGUCACUUAAGCUCACGCAUGUGACAAAACCCACAGCAUUCAUGUCACCGACGUUUAUUCUCAAGACCAACUGAGAUAGUGGAAAGGUCUUCAUAAAACUGUUCUUACAUAAUAGCUGUGUAAGACAUUUUAGGGGUUUUUAAAUUAGAUAUGCCAUCACUGGACAAUAUUUUGUUCAAAAAGAACAAAGUUAGAAGAGUCGACCGAUAGAUCAUUUUAGAUUUAUACAUGUUAAUAAUUAUAAAGUUUUGUUUUUUUACCAUUAUGGUCAUGUCAGUGGGCUUACUUAAAUCGGAAAUUUUGCAAGUUGGUAAGUCCACUCUUGCACCAGUGGGAAUUUCCAAACAGGAUGCUCUAUUCUCGAUAGCUCUGCCAUUUUCAAGAAGAUUCUGCGCCCAAGAUUACACAGACUUGCUUCUUUAAAAAAAUCGAAAAAGUGAUGCUGGAUUUUUGAAGUCUAACCUUGUGUUCACAUUAAAAUCCUUUGUGGCGGAAAAUUUCCAUCAGUCAUUUAAAAGAGGGGAAGCUUACGUUCCCCUGAGUGCAGAUUCCCCUGCCUCAACCUCCAGAACGAGCUACUACCUGCAGUAGAAAAGCUAUGUACUCAUAAAGGCACUCUGGUCUAUCAACUUUACUCCGGUACACGUACUCGCAAGAAGUCCGGAUGUAUGUUUUGCGAAUGCGCACCACUGUAUGAGACGACUGCGAGGGAUUCGACUCGACGGGGUCCCGUAGGGUUCCCCACGUAGCCCAUAGCAUGCGAAUACCCCAAUUUUUCAUUAAUGAGCUUUUUUUUAUUUCGCUGUGUAUGAACUUCUGGCCAAAAUGUCAUAACACAGGCCUCCCAUUUGUCAUAUCUCUCCCUCUCACUGUUACAAUAGCCCCUACUUGUCGCGCAAUGAAUAGCGUCCCCACCUCACGGAAUGUUGCUUUUCACAUGUUUAAAUGUUGAAAAACCUCAACCCUCUUUCUGUCGCUAUUUUUGUGCGCGUGUGUGUUUUAUGUCUCCUCAGAUGUGGACGAAUGCCGCAACGGGAACGGUGGAUGUGAGGGCGAAUGUUGCAAUAUGCCCGGGGGCCAUUAUUGUCGCUGUCCUCCUGGCUUUCGGCUUUCUGAAGAUCAACGUCGUUGUCUUGGUAACUGACUGCUCUUUUUACCCUUCACUCACGACAUGUGGGACAAUUGUGGACGAGUGUACUAUGCCGCAGAGCGCACACGGUGCUGACAAUACGUCUCCCGCAUCAGGGGAGGGGGUGUGCAUUUCGUUUAAAUCCGCUCUCUUGCAUAAAUAGUAGCAAACGGUCGGAGUUAACCCACCUUUAAUUAAGAAAGGCAGAUGAAGUUUGGGUGUAGAGAUGAAUAAAGGGAUUUUGGGCGUGAAUAAGAGCACGCUAUACUUGGAGUAAGCAUACUUUAGGGAUUACUCUUUUAAUUGUGCAGGCUGCAUUAUUCCAACCGGCUCGCCCAUCCUCUUACUUCUAGCAAGUCGUGAUCAAAAUUGGAGAAAAUCGCAGCACCAGAACGGAUUGAACUGCCAGUUUUGUGACGUUUACCCUGCCUCGAAGUUCUAAAGAUCUUGUCCGCCGGCUCGGCUAUUGAUUUAUGUUCUUUUAUCGUCCGUAAACAUCACACUUAAAAAAAUAAUGCUUACGUAAGUUGCAUUUUUGCUCGACUUUCUAUAUUUUUCUAAAGCAAUUGUCUUCAAAGAUCUGAAUUAUGGGAUUUACAGGACCUUGGAAUUCCUGUCCAAAUAGCAUCAAGUCCGUCCGUUUAUAAAUGCUGCCUGGGGAGUGUAAAAUAUGGUUCAUAUAUAUUGCAAAAUUUUGCAAGCCUUUUUGGUUCCUUUCUAAUAGCGGGAACGAGUUAUCAUGUUCCUCAAGCGAAAAAUGCACAGCUUGUAGUUCGGAAACGCAAGACAUAGGUGCCAUGAAAAGUCGAGAUCGAAACAACCUGAGAUUGCAGAAAUGUCAAUUAAAAAUGAAGAGUGCCGUUUCAUCAGAUGAACAACUUUAGGAAGACGUGAUUUACCGAAAAAUGAGUUUGGAUUUAUGAGGACAUGUGAAAUCAAUAGAAGAAUGCACACCACAUGCAUUUUGGCGGGUGUGACUUUUGCAGCCGAUCGAGAAGACAUUCAUUCAAAAUUCAUAUUGACCCAACUGUGAAAAACUCGGCGCCGACGUUUUAGCGCGGCUGAAAUAUUUUGAGAUUUUGCUGCACGGCAGUCAGUAGUUCAGCCUCACCUAAACAAGCCUUUUUAUUUAAAAUGUAUUCGAGAAUUUCAAGGUUUCAUGAGGUACGUCACGCAUAGUAUUCAUAUAAAUGAUGGACGCGGAAUACAUGCGAGAUGUCAUGCGGCCCCGGGACAUACAGAUCUUUCAGACCGCAUCCUAGGCUCUCACUGCGAGCAAAAUGUGGGGACUGGCUACUUUUGCGGGACAAAAAUCCACUGCGAAAUCGGUAGGUGUCGGUGACUAGCUGUUGUCUGGUUUCGAGAAUACAGUAGUUGGGCUAGCUCAUGAAAUGUCAACCGAAAUUCCGAAAUGUGUUCUCUUUCCGAGAAGAUUGAUUAAGUAGGGUUGUAAAACUAAUUUUCAUGCAGCAUAAUUUUAUAAUAAUUCACUUACCUCAGGAUGCCCGCAUUCGAAAGAACUUCAUUUCGGUUUCAGACAAAGAUAAAUUCUGUAAAAAUGCCUACUUACGUAGCAUGCAUUUUUUUCAUCGAUUUUCGAUGUUCUUAUCAAGUCAAAUGUAGUUCGUGGCAAACAUGCAUAAAAAUAUUCAUUCUCCUGCUCAUUCGGUAGAAAAUGACGUCUUCUUAUUUAUAUUCAAAGGAAGAGUAUAAUUCGGUUUUUAAAAAGGUUUCCAAUUCCCGAGUAAUUUUGAACUCGGUCUGCUGUUACACCUGCAUUUAGGGUUUCCAACCUACAAGCCGUAUAUUUUCUGCCCACGGAAACUCAUACAUUUCUCUACGGUAUUAAGUGGAGAUCAUAUGGAGUUCAUAAAAUUUGGCAGUAGAUUUGAACCAUAUUGUUGGCUUUACAAGCCACAGUGGUAAAUUCAGACACGACUUUUUAUUAACAGCCAUUUCACGGUAUAAAAAAAUAUCACAAUAAGAAACGUUGUAAACACUUCCUUUGAGUACAAAAUUGAAAGAAGACGUCAUUUUCUACCGAAUGGGCAGGAGAAUGGAUAUUUUUAUGUAUGCUUUCCAAGAAAUAUGUUCGAAUUGAUAAGUGCAUCGAAAAUCAAUGAGAAAUAUGCAUUUUACAUAAGCAGGCACUUUUGCACAGAAUGUUUUUUGCGUGCAAUCCGAAAGAAGUUCUUUCGAAUGUCGGCAUCCUGCGGUAACUGAAUUAUUAUAGAAUUAUGCCGCAUGAGGAUUAGUUUUACAGCCCCACUUAAUUAAUCUUUUUGGAACGAGAACGCAUUUCGGAAUUUCGGUUGGCAUUUCAUGAAUUACUCCACCUACUGUAUUCUCGUUUUCUAAAAGUCCGUUCCAACCAAGAAAUCUCGAACUAGUUUUUGCUUAUAUAAUCCUAGCGUAUCCGCUAAGAACCCCCAUGUAUUGCCAAUCGAAGCCACUUCUGAUAGUUGUGAAGCAGGACCUCUUUCGUUUCAACCCUAGAGCAGAUAAGCAACGGCCGAAUUCCGGCCUUUAGGGUAUGCGAGUACUCAUGAGAAAUGCAAUAAUGCUUUUAACUAGGACACAUUUUUGACGGGACUUUCUGUGCUGACAAGCUUAGCACAUAAGUCCAAGUUGGCACAUUCAACACUUUAUGGGGACUUUCCUGAUAAACGUCCCUUUCAUACGCCAAUGCUUAUUUAGGUAGCAUGCCACCUCAGCAAUAUAUUUUAAAAUAACCAAAUAAUCGUUGUUUUGUGAAAAAUAAUGCUUUCAUGAUAUAUAAGAUCUGUAAAUGUACAUUCCUGUCUACUUAAGUGUUGUUUAACGCACUGUGCAUUUUGCACCUGUUUUACAACCACACAUGCCGCAGGCGUCUUAGAGAUAAUUCAUGUGAUGCUUCCUAUUACUAUAAAAAUCCACAUUGGGACACAUUAUGAGUUUCGUAGGCAAGUCUACGGACUCUCCCUUGUUAGACUAAACAAAUAUUGUCAAACGAAAGUCUCAAAGCAUUAUAUUUGCUACUUUUCUAUCACAACGCAGUCGUCAUUUGUGUACUGAAUUUGAUUGCGAAGUAGUGUCUACUUGAAACUCUACAUCGCGAAGUAUUUUUAUUGUGAAAGUUCUGAUGCGUCUGCAGAGAUGAAAGGAGGUCACACUGAACGAGAUGUAAGUGGUCUGAAUCCUCUAUAGACCCCUGAAGUAGGGUUUAUAAGAAGUGGUGUUAGGACAAGUGUCAGCCUACGUUUGAUGACUGACCGGUUUGGACAGUGAACUGGGGCUUAGGAGAAGGAGGAGCGUGUCAGGUCAACUCUGAGGACUGCCUCUCGCGACAUUUCAGCUCAUAUCCCUUCACUACAACCUAUGUGACUCGCCUGAUUAAAUCACGAUGCGCUAAAAGACAUGGUUUAGCAGGCUGCUGACCUAUGAAAUAACUCGGCCCUCCUUUUAGGACGGAAGGUCGAGCAGCAGUGGUUCCUUCUUAAUGUGAACUCUACGACGCUCCCACUUAGCUGGGGUCCGAGUCGUCCCAGUCUGUUGUUGCCAUGGCAACCUGGUCUGUUAUGCGCGGAAAAAGCGCGCGUGAUACGCGCAGACGAGCCAACUAACUUUGUCGGCAACUGCGUCCGAUCACGUCUCCGGUCUUCUUGACUCUGCUAUAGUACCGGGUCUAGGUUGUUGAGUGAGAGCGCGGUAGACGCUGCGCAAGUCUAUCACUAUGAGCUAAGUUGCGUACACGUCACUGCCUUGCACCCGCCAUUUUCUGGGACACGCCGUGGACAUAGUCAUAUGCGAAUACUGAACUGUCAGGCCAAAACUCCUACCCCUUGAACUACCGGACUCUUUUCCUUAAAAGUGACAUGAGAACGACGUCGUUCAAUCUAUCCUGGUUGCAAGAUAUAAAUGGGCCUUUUUGUUUUGUUUGAGGUUUCGAACCCAGACCAAUGAUGAAUAAAAUGUCAUAACUUGCCAUUUCGAUGGUUGUGAUCUUUGGUGGGAAAGUUAUAGAAAUAAGAAUGAAGCUUUUUCGUAUAAAAUUUGGGAAACCCUCGAAGACAUUAAGAAAUCAUGACAAAUACAGUGCUGCUUAGUUAUUGAGUCUUCUUAAGUGGGAUCUUCGAAAAUGGCUAACCAGUUCAGCAUGAGUUACACGUUGCGAGAUUCGGCUUGAAGUUAUGUCGGCGACAACCAUUACUACAACUUUACUUAAGUAGUAUCUUUUGUCUGAUGUAUGUUUCAGUGAUGCACAGUGUGCGCUUACGAUAACUGUAGAAUCCCCACUCCUCGCCCCUAUUCCUGCUAAACAUUCUAAAUGCAUUCACCGCACCGCACAGACAUCGACGAAUGUGAGGAGCAUCUGGACGGCUGUGCGUACGGUUGCGAGAACCUUCCAGGUGGAUUUCGAUGUCAUUGUCCGCCCGGGAUGUUGUUGGCUGAGGACAAACUCUCCUGCACCACAUGUGAGUUGAACUACUAAUUCAUAUUUUGUAGUCUCAUCUGCAGCAAGCCUAAUUUGAAUCGAAAAGUCCAUUACUGGGCGUUGUAAGAUGUAAGUAAAUGAGCAAGAGACGGUGGGGUCUAAUAGCAGCAGUCGGAUCAGUGGUGAAAUGUUUUUUCCAAUUCCCCAUGUGGUCUUUGCGCCAUCUUCGUCGGAGACAUCACCUACCACUUGUACGUUGUACAAGUGAUCGUAAUCUGUUUCGUCAAACACACAUUAUUUUAGAAUCGUGCGCAUGCUAACGAUUGACUGAUGCUAGCAAACCAAUUUGGACAUCCUUGAGGCAAAUAGAAGAGUAAAUCUUUUGUCGCCCGCAUAAAAAUGUCAGACUGAAUUGCUAGCCAAAUGUAGAGACAGUUUCAAAAUCGAAGUAGUUGGUUUAGCUUUCAUUUUUCUUCGGAACUCUGGUUCAACGUUCCAUAUUCCUGGCGCGUUGAAAACGUUAUUAGGCUGUGUCCUGACGCCUUCCGUUACCCUGAAUUUGCGGCAAAACUUGCUUUCAUUGAUAUUUUGGCAGAUUUUGAAUUCGCGUCGUCCGGCGGGGCCUCGUAGCUCAGGUGGUUAGAGCGUUGGCUGUACUAAAGCCUUCCCCCUUACUGCGUGGGUUCGAAUCCCACCGAGGCGCCGAGUUUUUCACAGUUGGGUCAAUAUGAAAACUUGCUUUGUCGAAACUAACUGCAUAGCCUAUGUCCUUGUUUCAUAUAUAUAUUUGCGACUUCCUUGAGGUCUUUAGUCCACAUAAAGUGCCGCAGAGCUCUUCUAUUUCGACAGCUUAUGCGUGCAUUAGCGCGAAUACAAGAGCAGGAGGGAAUCGGGGCGUAAUUUUGCUUAGGCUUUCAAGUAUGGCGUGGAACGCGGUCGGAAGAAACUGAGCAGUUGGAGUCAAAGCACAGUUUGCCACCUGCAGUUGACAUGUUCAAAAGAGGAACAAUUAGCGUACUGGAGCCGACCAUGCUUAUGAAUUCUGCUCAAUUUGUCGAUGAGCAAUCAUUGAAGGUUCUACGGAGAGCGGAAAUGGUACAGUGCCACGGCCUAUGGUGAAACGGCCUCGCAACCACACGUCGUGCAGCUGGGCAAGCCAGCCGCGCAAUGUUGAAUCGGGCAGCCAAUUAGUGUGCGCUGCGGCCCCGUACACGUGCGGUGGCUUUGCUCCCGCAUGCGGCCCGAUCAAUGGUUGGUUGAAUAUUCGAGACUUUUCCGCGGGGGGGGGGAAUUCUCGCGCAUGCAAUGGCCAAUCCGCGACCGGGACGCCCUAGGCAGGAAUGCCCUAGAACGCUCUUAGCGGCUGGCACAUCAUUGGCCGGAAUGUUUCAGAACGUAGAGGGGCCAACAUAAAUAAGGCGUCUUUCUGGCGAUUCACAAACCACGUCGGCUGUGUAUGACCGGCUGGCGACGGCUAAUAAGCCAGAAAUAGUCAUUCCAGUGUCCUUGUCUUUGUCGGUAAUGCUAUUCCGCCUAAACCCCCAAGUGUUCGCCGGCCGUCAAUAAAGCGUUUGUUUUCCGAACCGGCUCGUUUUCUGUUCCUCCUAUUUCUCGGGUCAUAACAGAAAGAUUGGAGCGGAAAUGGGGAUUACGAACGAAAACGUUGGCUAUGCAGUUUCAGUGCCUCUACUUUACUCACAGACAGUCCCAGCAAGCAUUAAAUACGUCUUAAGACCUCCUCUCUGUGUCUGAUUGUGAUCCGCACUCUUUAGCGAAUUGGUCAACUUGUCGUAUCCAGCCACGCGCUGUGAGAUUCGACUCUCAUGUUUCGCAGGAUCGUAUUGAAGAGCUAGGAGGCAGCAAACAACAUCGCAGUCUCGUUCGUGCCAGCUCGCAGUCCCUUCAGCCUAACCAGGAGUUGCAGGGUUGA